Molecule: messenger RNA, 1143 nt
Organism: Trichoderma reesei QM6a
Lineage: Eukaryota; Fungi; Ascomycota; Sordariomycetes; Hypocreales; Hypocreaceae
Exons: 1
Coding region: 1-1143 (380 amino acids)
Biological process (GO): malate transmembrane transport
Cellular component (GO): membrane
Molecular function (GO): malate transmembrane transporter activity
Source: RefSeq, a predicted model, not a curated record
AUGAAAGCGGCAUUCCCUCAUGCCGUCGACAUAAACGACCCGAACCGACCAAAGCUUCCUAUCCGACAGAGGCUUCAGCACUUCACAUGGGCGUGGUACACUCUGCCCAUGAGCACGGGGGGUCUCUCCCUGCUCAUCUACGCACAGCCAUACCAGUUCGCGGGCGAAAGGGUGAUUGGCUUAGUCGUAUACAUUAUCAACCUCAUCAUCUUUUCCUUGGUGACAAUGGCCAUGAUGGCUCGCUUCUUCCUACACGCCGGAGAGUUUGUCCGGUCCAUCACUCAUCCCCGUGAAGGCUUCUUCGUCCCCACAUUCUUCCUGUCUCUGGCCACCAUCAUCACGAGCACGCAGCGUUAUGCCAUACCGGACGACCAUCCGAUACUGGAACCUGCCGUCAAGAUUGCAUUCUGGGUGUACGUCGCCCUGACGGCGGUUCUAGCCCUGGGCCAGUACAGCUACGUCUUUGCGGCCCAUAACCUCAGCCUCAAGACCUUCAUGCCAACCUUGAUUCUGCCCAUCUUCCCCAUCAUGCUUUCAGGAACCAUUGCAUCCGUCAUCGCGGGCACGCAGCCCGAGUUCGAUGCGAUGCCCAUCCUAGUCGCCGGCCUCACCUGCCAGGGCCUCGGCAUGUCUGUGGCCAUCCUCAUGUACGCCCACAUGAUUGGGCGCCUGCUCCAGUUCGGCCUGCCCAACCGGGAGCAUCGACCCGGUCUCUUCAUGUGCGUCGGUCCGCCGGCAUUUACCGCCUUGGCCCUGGUCGGCAUGGCCAACGGCGUGCCUGAGGGCAUCAGCGAGCUGGGCAUCGACAAGAGCGUCAUCCAGGUCGUGGCUAUCCUCGUCGCCGUGUUCCUGUGGGCGCUGAGCUUCUGGUGGUUUGGCAUUGCCGUCAUUGCUGUUGUCUCGUCGCCGCCAAAGUAUUUCCAUCUGGGCUGGUGGGCCAUGGUGUUUCCCAACACGGGCUUUACGCUGGCGACGAUUUCCAUUGCCAAGGAGUUGCUUAGUCCUAGUCUGCAGUGGGUUACUAUUGGUAUGAGCUGCUGCAUCUUUACCAUCUUCAUCUUUGUCUUUGUGAACCAUGUUCGUGCUGUGAUCAUCCAGGACAUCAUGUAUCCGGGACGAGAUGAGAAUGUGGAGGAUCACUGA